GCGCAUCCCGACUCAAAAGAAAUCAUUGUCAUUGUACCUUCUUCAAGAUGAAGUUAUAUGGAUUCUUCGCUGUUUUGUUAGCCCUAUUGGCUUUAGCAAUUGCAAGCCCAAAUCCUCUGCCGAAUCCUGAGCCUGUGCCCGGAGGCGGUGGCGGUGGUGGAGGUGGCGGUGGGCAGUUUGGUGGCGGCGGCGGUGGCGGUGGUGGUGGUGGUGGCAAGUAAACUGACCACAUUUUUUUUUAUGAACAUAAACACUACUGUAAGAAAUUCUCAACUUUAAUUAUUAAAAAUGAAAACAAAAACCAUUUAAAAGUA
Rhagoletis zephyria (snowberry fruit fly) is the source of this 314-nucleotide messenger RNA. Its product is annotated as eggshell protein 1-like. Lineage: Eukaryota; Metazoa; Arthropoda; Insecta; Diptera; Tephritidae. The record is from RefSeq and is a predicted model, not a curated record.